This is a messenger RNA of Schistosoma margrebowiei, 5311 nucleotides long. Lineage: Eukaryota; Metazoa; Platyhelminthes; Trematoda; Strigeidida; Schistosomatidae. The record is from the annotation of a GenBank genome assembly.
AAUGAGCUGAAAUUGAGCUAGUGUUUGGCGCGCAGAAUUUGAAGUUAAGCUUUGUGUAACCAAAAUGGGCCUAACUCGGGCUAAAGACGGCAAUCCGUCUACUCGCUUUUAUGAAAAUCCAGAAAUUAUUGCUACUUUUGACCCAGUGAGAAUCUGGUUGACAAGAAAUCACAAAAAGUAUACACAAACUGAGCCUCCUACGAAUAAGAGUCUAGCUACUCUGUGUUUUCAAUUGUUACAGUUCCAGGAAACCAAUUUCACAAGUACUUCGAGAACUUUUAUGAAAAUACCUUUCAAAUGUUUCAUGGAUUUCAAACCUGGUGGUGGUUUAUGUCACAUAUUCCUAACGUGUCUAAAGUUCCGUCACGAGAAUAAUUGGAAAAAAAUAGACCUUACUUCAUCAUCCAGAACCGAAAAACAUCUGGAAAUGUUCUCAGUCAUCGAACGUGAACUACUAACCUACAAGUGCAUGGAGAAACCAGUUGUUUACAUUUCCCCGUUGAUUGAAAAGACCUUGAAUUCAAAACUAAGGGAAUCUGCAAAACGAUUAAAUAUCUCUGUUGUCGAGUCACCUUCUGAGGCUACACAUAUUCUACAUCAACCUCCCCUGAAUUGGCCUGGUGAUAGUCGAGAUGACUUUCUGGUUCAACGUUUCCGAGUUUUGUUCCAUGAAGGUCGUGGAGUACUUUUGCACUGGUUAUACUCACCCGCUUCAUAUACUACAUGGUAUACAGGUCUGCAAUCUGAAUGGUCCAGUGAUACUGAAACCUCAUAUCUCGAAAAUGAAAAUCAAUGGGAUGUAGAUGCUCGUUGGCUUCUGUAUUCAGACGAAAUGUAUGAAUGGAUGGUUGAAGAAGAUUUUUUAGUGCCAACGUCUUCUGUGAAACCAAGACCAACAUACUCACCUGAAGAAUUCAUGACUACAAAUUCAUCAGCGACAGCUGUUACUAACAAUUCUUCACAUUAUACUGGAUCCUUUACACCAACUUCUCAUACGGAUAGCGGAAGUAAAAAGAAACGUCGUAGAUCGCCUUCUCCGUCAGCAUUUGACUCAACUAUGCCAAAUGUUAGCGGUAAGAAAAGACGCCCUGGUUCAUCCUUUACUGGUUCACAUGAACGUUCAAGUCGUGGGCCAAGUAGUCAUGGGGGAUCUCGUAAAAUUCGAAAAGAGGAUGAAGACGAAUCAUUUUCAUGUCAAACUGGUCCACAAGAUCCUAACAAAGAGGAUACAAAUGAUACAGACAUUACUAAAGAUUUUGAUGAUCCUGAACCACCAAAUAAAAUUACACAAAUUACAUCAUCAAAUGGUUCCACAACAUCAGGAUUCAAUGUAUCACGACCAACACGUACUAAUAAUAGUAUUAAUGCAUCACAUGGUGGGGGAGGUGAACUGGGUAUUGGUAAAUCGUUGUUUGAUCUAGAUGAAGAUAAUGAAACAACCGGUGAUGCUAUGGAUGGAGGUCUCAAUGAAUAUCACACUAGUGGCGGUAUAAGUGGAGUUGGUGAAAUGAGCUCUGUCAAUUGUGCUCAAAAUGGUGAUGAAAGUCGACAAAGUGUUAUUCAUACUGAUUUAAGUGUAACAGAACAAGCUCAUUGUAUAGUGAUACCAUCUUAUUCAGCUUGGUUUGAUUAUAAUGCUAUACAUGGAAUUGAACGUCGUGCAUUACCAGAAUUUUUCAAUGGUCAAAAUAAAAGUAAAACACCGGAAGUUUAUUUGGCUUAUCGUAAUUUUAUGGUUGAUACAUAUCGUUUAAAUCCUCAGGAAUAUCUUACAUUUACAGCUUGUCGAAGAAAUCUCACUGGUGAUGUUUGUUCAAUUCUUAGAGUUCAUGCAUUUUUAGAACAAUGGGGUUUAAUUAAUUAUCAAGUUACUGCACCAUUAACAACAAUAACAAAUUCAUCAUCAUCAAAUGGAAUCAAUAAUUUAAAUGGUACUUCUAGUACUACUAUUGGUGCUACUACCACUACUACUAAUACUGCUGGUAAUAAUUCAUCAGAAGCUGCUCGUCUUGCAGUAGCUGCUAGUUUAGGACCACCAAGUACUGCACAUUUUCAUAUAUUAGCUGAUAGUGCUAGUGGUCUACAACCAAUUGGUACACAAAAUUUAGCUGGAACAAAUUCAAUAAUUCCACCUAUUACUACUAAUAAUAAUAGUAAUACUAUUGAUAAUGGUAGUAAUAUUACUACUACUACGACGACGACUUCAACUGACGGGAAUCAAUUAGAUCCGUAUAAAAUGCAAUCUAAUACUAAUAAUGACGGUAAUAGUAAUGAUACUACUACCUCAUUAAUCAGUAAUAAUAUACCUAAACAAGAAUUACAAGGAACCGAAUGUGCGAACGCAACAACGACGUUAAAUCCUACAAUUCCUGCUUCUGUAACAACUGUCAGUUCUGGAAUAUGUAUUACUAAUAGUACACAACCUUUAAAUAAACAACCAAUUAUCGGUGAUCCAAAUUUACGUACAGAUCAAUAUCUUACUAAUGCAAGCAUUGCGAAAACUACUUGUUUAAAUUCUACGGAUAGUCGUAGCCAACCUUCUACAACUAAUUUAGACGCAACAUCACAGUCGGUAAUUGUUAAUAACAAACUUAUGAAAGGUGCUACACAAAGUGGUUGGAGUGAUCAAGAAACUCUAUUGUUAUUAGAAGCCUUAGAACUUUAUCGGGAUGAUUGGAAUAAGGUUGCUGAACAUGUAGGAAGUCGUACACAAGAAGAAUGUAUUCUUCAUUUUCUACGUCUACCUAUUGAAGAUGCUUAUUUAGAAGGUUCAGAUCCUAUAUUAAAUUUAACAUCAUUAGCAAAUUCCAAUCAUCCUACAUUGCCUUUUUCAAAAGCUGCUAAUCCUAUCCUAUCAACUGUAGCAUUUUUAGCCGCUGCUGUUGAUCCACGUGUAGCAUCAGCUGCAGCUCAAGCAGCACUUAUAGAAUAUGCUAAAAUGCGUGAUGAAGUACCAGCUGGUCUAUUACGUGAACAUAAAGCACGUGUUGAAAAUGCAGUAAAAUUAGGUCAUCAAAUUGAUCCACAAAAAUUUGGCUUAGAUGAAGUUGGUGGUAAUAAUCAAUUAAUGGAAUCAGAAAAAUUAUGUAAAUCAUCUACACAAUCAAUUACAACAGAGAAAUUAUCAGUAGUUGGUAAUGAACAAAUGUCAAUGGAUAAUGAUAUAAUAAAAGAAACAACUAAUCAUAAAGAAACUGUCCCAAUGGACACAACAAUAACAACUGUUCCCACUGACGACACCACGAAUGAAAGUAAAGUCACUGAAAAUCGUGAUAAACACGAUGAUGAUGAUAAUAUUAAUAACAGUAAUGUAACAACAAAGUUAGAAAAAUAUAAAAUGGAGGAAAAUGUAGAAAGUGAUAGCAGUAAAACUGAGCAGGUGACAAUUGACGAACAACAACACGAUUCAACUGAUGUGAAUCAGACACCGCUUACAGUAAUGGAUGAGACUCCUGUUGCUACUGCUGAAGUUGUUGGCAGUGACAGAAUUCAAACAAAAUCAUCUGAUGAACAAUUAAAGGAUACAAUUGAACAAGAAAAACUCACUAAGUCUGUUAUAGAUUCUUCUGCUACACAACAACUAGAAAAAUCAACUAAUGAACAAGUAUCUAAUGAAAAAUUAGUAACUAACACCCCAUCAUUAUCGUCUUCAUCUUCAUUACCACCGAAUCCGAAUAGUUUAGGUACAGCUGCAGCAUGUGCAUUAGCUGCUGCAGCUAUUAAAGCACGUCAUUUAGCCAGUGUUGAAGAAAAACGUAUAAAAGGUUUAGUCGCUCAAUUAGUUGAAACACAGUUGAAAAAACUCGAUAUAAAACUUAAACAAAUCCAGGAAUUAGAAAGUAUCAUGGAACGCGAAUAUGAAAUGAUUGAGCAAAUGCGUCAACAGUUAUUACAAGAACGUCAAGCAUUUCAUAUGGAAGUGAUUAAAACAAUGGAGAAUCGUGCCAGAGCUUUAAUGCAUCAUCAUCAACAACAACAGCAGCAGCAACAAAGUAGUAACGUCGUUUUACCCCAACAACAACAACUACAGCAGCCACAAAAUCCUUCACAACCUACCUAUUCUGGUACUCAAAGCUCUUGUUCGGUAGUAAUGAAUCCAGUCCUACACUCUAAUCCUUCAAUACAACCGGGACCUCAUGUUAUUCAACCAACUAGCAGUAAUUAUCCAGCACAAACUGCACCAAUUUCUAAUGAUCCAAGAUCGGCUUUAAAUUCUACCUCUACAAAUCUAACAGUUUAUCCAUCAUCAAAUUAUGGGACAAUCACAACAACAACUCCGUCUGCUUUGCCUUCUCCAAAUCAACAACUAUCAUCUGGUGGACAUAUUUCUCCAACACCUACUCAACUUAUUCAACAUCAUCCACGUGAUGAGUGUCAAGCACAACUACCGAUGACGACGAUAACCACGGUGACAACAACAACAACACAGCCAGCCUCUAAUACACUAGCACAAACAGAAACAACUUGUGAUUCUUGGUCAGAAUCUGUCUAUCCUAUUACAUCGGAACCACACACUGUUCGUCAAAUUAUUGAACCAUCGAAUGAUACGCCUGUACCUAAUAUCACUGUAACAAUUUCACAAAAUGUUGUAACUCAUUCAGAUCCUUCUUUGGCGGUUGUUACUACAAGCUCUAAAAUUACCCAACCUAUUGAUUCAGUCAGUGAAGAAGUGGUAUUUUUUGAAUCAUCUAAACAUCAUGCACCACCUUCUACUGAAGUUAAUGCAUGUACUGUUGCAAGCUUAUUAUCAGAUGAUAAUAAUGUUCCUGUUCCGUCUGUUUCUAGCCCAUCAGUUACUGAUACUAAUCCUCCUGAAUUGUCUACUUCGAACGAAGAGAAUAUUGUUCAAGGAGAAUAGUUGAUUCUGCCUUGUUAUUAACAUUAAAUCAAAUUAUUCUUACCAUUUUUAUCCCUGUUAUCAUUAUUACUAUUAAUAGUAGUAGUAGUGGUAGUAUUAACCUUAACAUAUUUCAAACUCUCAGUGAAUAUUCAUUUGUUAAAUUAUUCCAUCCUAAUUACUAUAUGUUAUCUUUACUCAUCAUUCUAUUAUUAAGUGUACCCUAUUAACUGGAGCAUUUAAUGUUAAAACAUUGUUAUAUUCUUUCUUUUUAUGUAAUACAUUGUGUGAUGAAUGUUUUUUGGGGGGGGGGCAGCGCGAUGAUUACAAUGUGAAUAGGAAAUCCAUUUUUUAUCCCUUAUUCUUUUUCUAUGUACGCUCUGUAUAUUUAUUAUUAGCUAGCAGAUAUUGGUAUGAGAGGUUUGUAGAGAUUGUUAUGUUUUCUAUAGUUUACACUAUGGAUUAAUCUUAUUU